GGAAGUCAGUUCAAUUCCCGUUCAAUUUCAGUUCAGUCAAGAUUCAAUUUAAGUUCAGUUCAAAGUUCAAGCAUCAGUUCAAAUAAAAACGGAAAGUUCAAUCAAGUAAAAUAGUUCAAGUUAAAAAUAUCCGAAUCCGAAAACCCACUAAGCGUUGACAACCAGGCGUCACGCAUCAGAAUCCGGAUACCCCCAAAUUGGCAACCAGGCGCCACGCACCAGGCCAGAGCUCCUAACAAGGAAGGAGCUCGAGUAAAGAGAAACUAACGUAGUCAAACAAGGAGUUGAGAGGAUAAACUUAAAAUGAUAAUACGACCAGUGGCUACCAUUGUGCGAAGAAAAACGAGAAUAGUUAAUUGUGUUAGCAAUUUCGGUUCAGAGGCGAGAUGAAAGUGUUCAAAAUCAGUGUCGCAAAGAGUUUAAACUCGCUCCGUAUUCCAAAUUCUUUGUUCGGUAUGUGGUAUGCUUGAAAAUUUGGAAGGUGGCGACCCCUGGCAUCAAACUCUGUGCUGACGGUUUUGUAGACGGGAAAGCUGAUAAAGCUCACAGUGAAGGUGCUACACCAAAGAUUGAAUUAUGAUAAAUACUGUUUUUGUGCUGGGACUAUCAAGAAACUUGAAUUGCCUAUUUCGAAGCUGGAUUAUUGUGUUGUGCUUUUUGCAGAGCUGUCCAACAUUACACACUGGAAAGAUAUCGUUCAAGGAAAACAGUGAUAUGAUUUUCCGCACCACGUUCUUCCUGCUGUCACCACACAUUCCCAGUGAGAAGAACAUGUUACAAACCAAAGGGAAUGAAAAUAGUGAUAACCAGAAUAGUUUAGGUAGUACUGACAGUGCCGAGAGUGAUUCUAGUGCGUUUGAGCUUAACAGUGAAAGUGAAGAUUUACUGAAGUAUUACAAAACACCAAUGCAAUUUGGGACAGAUAAUUCCACAAUGGUGACAGCGCAGGUCGGAUCAAUGGCACACAUACCGUGUCGGAUACAUCACAUAGGAGAAGGUGUGGUAUCAUGGAUCAGGAGGAAGGAUUAUCAUCUACUAACCGUCGGGCUGACUACUUACAGCAGCGACGAACGGUUCAGUGCAACACAUCUACAGAACUCCGAGGAUUGGACGCUGCAGAUAAAGUUCGUUCAGGACCGGGAUGCUGGAUGGUACGAAUGCCAGGUUUCAACACAUCCGCCAACGUCGAUCUUCCUGGAGCUGCGCGUAGUGGAAGCACGCGCUGAGAUAGUCGGAUCGCAAGUAAAGUACUUGACACCUGAUUCAACACUAAAAUUGAUAUGCCGCGUCGUACAAAGCACCGAAGCGUCUGCGUUCAUAUUUUGGUAUCACAAUAAUCGGAUGAUAAACUACGAUGUCGACAGGGGCAUUAAUGUUUCUACUGAGGCAGAUUUCCAUUAUUCAGAACUGACUAUCAAUCAUGCCACCAAAGAGUAUUCGGGAAAUUACACAUGCGUACCGAGCAACUCCCAGCCAGCCAGUGUUUUUGUACAUAUAUUCAAAGGUGAUCAUCCAGCGGCUAUGUAUCACGAGCACCGUAGUUCCUCGACGAUUCCGUAUCGAGAUCGGGUGCUGCUUGGGCUAGCACUGGUUAUUGAAAUUCUGUUCUAUUCAACAUUCCUGUUUUGAAAAGUUUUCGGCAAGGAUGAGAAUAAAAACAACAUAUUCGUAUCAUUGAUUAGCUGUAGAGAUAAAGUUCUGAGCGCUGUAUAGGAAAACUAUUUUCGAUCAACCGUUGAGCAGCGUUAAUUCUGAAAUGGGAAAGGACGACUUUUUGUUCGUUUUGUGCAGUGGUUAUCAUCAGAUGAGGAGUCAUUUAGUAAAUUUUGAUUUUAUAAUAACUACUGCGAGAAGUUUUAUUACGACAGGAUUUAUCAUGUUUGUACAAUGUUUCACGUGUGCUGUUUUGUUAUGUAUAUACAUAAUUUGUGAUAA
Molecule: messenger RNA, 1935 nt
Organism: Toxorhynchites rutilus septentrionalis
Lineage: Eukaryota; Metazoa; Arthropoda; Insecta; Diptera; Culicidae
Exons: 8
Coding region: 577-1629 (350 amino acids)
Biological process (GO): synapse organization
Cellular component (GO): neuron projection membrane
Source: RefSeq, a predicted model, not a curated record